UUCAGCAAUAGUGAGACAAGUAAAACUGAAAAAAUGAAAAGCGGUAGGAGACGCCAAGAAGAGCACAACCUAUCAACAAGGUUUGCACUGGCGGACAUGGAGCAAAAAAGCACACAGCCAGGGGACAAGAGCAGAGAAACUGACAACAACGAAGACGAACACGAAGAAAAACUCAACGGAUAUACGCUGUACGAAGACUUGACAAAAUUAAUGGAAAAAAUAGAUGCGAACACCUCUGUCUCCGUAAUAGCAAGAACCGCUGAGUACCACAAUAUAGUGCUAGUCAAAAUGAGUUCCAAAAAACAUAGCAGGUACUUCAGAGCUAUGGAUGACAAAUAUGUUGACGAAAAACCAGAGAAAAAGAUAAUACUUAUCGUUCACGGCCUAUCUCCUAAGGGCUUUACUGCCAUUCCAUGUUUAUAUAACAGACACAGCUUUAUGAAGUUAGUGAAAAUGUACGCAAGUUAUUUGGACAAAUUUGAUAUAUUUUUGAUACCAAUGGGAAAUCCUGAUGGUAUUGCGGAUGCUACUCUUCAAUUAUGGAACAAGAACAAAUCGCCUCAAGCAGCAUGCUUUGGCGUGAACGUGGAUCGCAACUUCGACGUACAUUGGAACAAGAGCCACGGUUCGAACAGUUGUACACAGGUUUACCCGGGAGAAGCCCCCUUCUCGGAGCACGAGAGCCGUGCCGUGGCGGAUCUUAUCCACCAUUACAACCACAAGAUUGUAGCGUACAUCCACGUACAUGCUGGGACUUAUGGUGCUGUAACAUUCAAGGGAGACGCAGUACUUUAUCCCAAAGGAUACACAAACCAACUGAUCGAUGAUAAGUACACCGACAUAGAGGCGGGCAUCGAAGAAGCUAUGAGGAACGCCGGUUUCAAAGUGUAUAGUGUUACUCUGACAAGCCUAUACAAAUGGUACGGACAAGUCAGUGGAUCAAGUGUUGACUACGCUACGACGGUAUAUGGCAUUCCUUACGCCAUGGAGUUCGUGAUGCAGCCGUAUCAGGAAUACCGCACAUCAAACUCCACUUCCGAAGAAAUACAGGAUAACAUCCUCACCGAAGUCUGGCAAAGAAUCAUUGACGUAGUCUUCAGCACCAUUUACAAAAGUACAACACAUGUCUCCUCCGGAGAAUAAAAUAAGAAGAGUGUAUAAAGA
Messenger RNA from Cydia fagiglandana, 1164 nucleotides. Its product is annotated as carboxypeptidase B-like. Gene Ontology annotation, molecular function: zinc ion binding; metallocarboxypeptidase activity. The transcript has 7 exons. Gene Ontology annotation, biological process: proteolysis. NCBI's taxonomy places the organism in Eukaryota, Metazoa, Arthropoda, Insecta, Lepidoptera, Tortricidae. The record is from RefSeq and is a predicted model, not a curated record. The coding region runs from base 34 to 1143 and encodes 369 amino acids.